AACAGUAAACUCAAGUCGUGCAUUUCAUCUUUGCUACAGUCAGCAGAAUGUUGAUCCCUUUGCUGACACUAUUCGUGUGUCUACUUAUUCUGGUCGUUGUGAUCAUAAACUUUGUGAACACCGUGCAAGCAAAGUACGGUUUUGCGAAGAACUUGCCAACCGUAACGCGAGCUGACGAGUCGAUAGUGAAACUUUUAUGGCGACUAGUGCGAGCCUCGGACGUGGACAAAUUCAACCGAGUGGUGGAAGCUUUCUCCCUUCCGUAUCGUCUGUGGAAAGUGUGGCUUGGUCCGGUAGUAUGCCUCGGAGUUUGCCAUCCGGAUCUAGUGCAGAUCGUUCUAACACAUCCCGAUUGCCUGGAGAAACCUUUCAUCUACCGUUUCAUACGGAUCAAUCGAGGAUUGCUGGUGGCAGAAGCUGAACUAUGGAAACGGCAUCGGAAAGUUCUGAAUUCAGCGUUCAAUUUACGAAUACUGCACGGUUUCAUUCCGAUAUUUGAAAAGUGUUGCAGCAGGAUGGUUAGCGAUUUGAAGCAAAUGAAGGAUGGCGAAACUUUUGAUGUGAUGCGUUUCACAGCCCGAUGUACUCUUGAGAUGGUGUUCGAAACGAGUUUGGGAACCGGGUGCUUACCGCCUAGUGAAAGUGAUUGUUUGAUUCGUCAUAUAAAAAGAUUUUUCAACAUCGCUUCCAGUCGCUUUUUAAACGUGCAUCUGCAUUAUGAACCCAUUUUUCGACUGACACAGAGAUCUAAAAAGGAAACAGAAUCAUUACAUUAUUGUAACACCGUUGUCAAGCAGUUGCUGACUGAAAAAAGACAAAACGUGACGAAAACUCCUGAAACUCCGGAUGAUGAAUUUGGAAAACCACGCAUAUUUGUGGAUCAAUUACUGAGGCUGGGCAACUCGUUCAGCGAAACGGAUAUCAUUCACAACGUUUUCACUAUGAUCAUCGCGGGCAACGACACAUCGGGGCAGCUCAUGGCAUAUGCCUGUUUGUUCCUUGGGAUGUAUCCACACAUCCAGGAGAAAGUUCACGCGGAAAUAGUCGAAAUCAUCCCUCGGCAUCACAACGAGCCCAUUUCGCCGGAAAAGCUGAAAUCCCUCGCCUAUACGGAGAUGUUCCUGAACGAGUGUCUACGCUUGUGCCCUACAGCUCCGAACAUCGUAAGGCAAAACAUGGCCCCAAUCACGCUGGACGAAACCAGAAUUCCAGCGGGAAACUUGCUGGCGAUAUCGCUGUUCGCUUACCAUCGUCGCAAGGACAUUUGGGGUCCGGAUGCGGACGAGUUCGAUCCGGAUCGCUUUUCGGCGGAACGGUCUGCCGGAAGGCAUCCGUUUGCGUUCCUACCGUUUAGUGGGGGUUCGAGGAAUUGCAUCGGAUGGCGCUACGCUAUGAUAAGCAUGAAGCUGAUGUUGGUCUAUCUGUUGCGGGAGUUUAAAAUCAAGACUGACAUUCGACACCAAGAUAUGGCGUUCAGAUUCAACGCUGCGUUGGUUCUUGCUGGAAAGCAUUUGGUAAGAGUGGAGAGAAGAGUGUGAGCGAUAUAACAAAUAAAUUUACUUUUUUCAACAGUAAUAAAUUUUGUCCAAAGAAAA
Molecule: messenger RNA, 1595 nt
Organism: Aedes aegypti (yellow fever mosquito)
Lineage: Eukaryota; Metazoa; Arthropoda; Insecta; Diptera; Culicidae
Product: cytochrome P450 4C1
Exons: 5
Coding region: 48-1538 (496 amino acids)
Molecular function (GO): oxidoreductase activity, acting on paired donors, with incorporation or reduction of molecular oxygen; monooxygenase activity; iron ion binding
Source: RefSeq, a predicted model, not a curated record